Molecule: messenger RNA, 1104 nt
Organism: Phodopus roborovskii (desert hamster)
Lineage: Eukaryota; Metazoa; Chordata; Mammalia; Rodentia; Cricetidae
Gene: Izumo3
Product: IZUMO family member 3
Exons: 7
Coding region: 229-1020 (263 amino acids)
Source: RefSeq, a predicted model, not a curated record
UGCCUACCAGCCAGCAGUUCCCUCCCUAUGGAAUGAAGGAUAAAAGUGAGAAAACUACUGAAGAUCCUUAAGGAAAUGAAAUUCCCUAAAAUUUGGAUUGAAAAGGAGGGAAAGUUGUACUCAGAAUAUCCAAGACAAAGAGCUCAUUCCUGGAUUUUUGAAGAAAAAGGAACUAAGUGAACCAGUUGCCAGGACAACCUGUGUUGUGGAGAAGGGGUGGGACAAGGAAUGGGUGACCUAUGGGUACUUCUGUUUUUGCCUCUGUCCAUGGCAGCCUUUCAUGGGGUCAAAGGCUGUUUGGAGUGUGACCCCAAAUUCAUAGAGGAUGUUAGGACCUUGUUGGGAAAGCUGAUACCUGUAGAAGUUCCUGGGAGAACUCAACUGCUUGGCAGGCAGCAUAAGGAGAUAACCCACUUAAGCUCCAAGGUCUCCCACAAGGAUAAGACUCUUCGGUUGUUGGCUGUUCGAAAUGUUGUCAAUUUGAGAGAAUGGCUGAAGCAUGAAUUUUAUAGACUGGGCAAUGAAACAUGGAAAGGUGUCUUUAUCAUCCAAGGCAAGCUUCUUAAAGUCCGUCAAAACCUGGAAUCAGAAAUGAAAGAAAUACUAAAGAAGUUCUCUGAAAUUGCUUGCUCAGAAGAUUGCAUUGUAACUGAAGGUCCUGUCCUUGACUGUUGGACCUGUCUUCGCAUGACCACCCGGUGUUUCAGAGGAGACUAUUGUAAAGAUGAGAAUCCAAAGAAGGCUGAAAAUCGAGAAAUUGCACUAUAUCUGAUAUUGAUGGCAGAAGCUGUAAUAUUGGCAAGUGCUGUGUUACUAUUUCAUUUUUGCAUCUCACAUCGAAGGAAAAUGAAGGUAAUACGAAGGACAUUGAGGACAUAUUUGGAGAAGAAACUUGAAGAAUUAGUGGGGAUUGUAGAUAAGGAUGAUGAGAAAAAAUAUUUGGAUAUCCAGAAAUCAAAUUCAGUGUCUCAGACAGGAGAUCCUUCAAGUGCUGAGUCACAGUUUCAAACUGGGACUUGAGUUCCUACAUGGUCAUGAAAUCACAGCAUCUUAAAAGUGGAAUAGAACUUAGGGUUUCUCCAGUGAACAUCCUUACUGACAUCC